CAAACAACCAAUCAUAGGAACAAGGCCAUUAGUCAAAUUAUUUUGUCUGUACGACGUCAACGGCUGCUUAAUACGCUUGAGACUCCACCUGUUAAGACGCUUUCACUUGCACUCAACUCCCACAUUUCCGUCAUGGCCCCUCCUAUUGCUACAUUAUCAGCCGCUAUUGGGGUUCCUGCCUUGAUCCUGAUCUUGACUCACUUGAAAUCAUUGCCUCUUGCUUACACAUUUCGUUCAUGGCUGUUACUAAGAUCGCUGGUGAAACGGGCCACCAUGGCGCAACUGUGUCCUGACCCCUUAUUCACCGUGGUAUCGCAAGACUACCGCUGUUUACUCGAUGAUAUUGAUUACAAUCAGCAUAUGAAUAAUAGCACGUACAACAAGAUGCUUGAUUUCAGCCGUAUUCAUCUAUUGUAUGCAGUAUUUCCAAAGAUGAUGAUGGAGCCAAACCACAACAUAUUCGGGCACAAUGCUGGCGUGUUGACGUUGUUUAAAAAGGAGAUUGCACCUUUUCAGCAGUACACCAUCCAGACCCGGGUAUGGACAUGGAAUCAAAAAUGGUUGUGGUUGCAACAUCGGUUUGUGAUUCCCGCUGAAGGCGAUCAGACCGAACCGACCGUCGCGUGUGUGGCUGUCAGCAAGCUCGUGUUCAAGCGAGCUUCAGGCAAAACCGUGAGCCCCGCCGAAGUGCUCGAACUGUGCGGACAUUUCGUCAACAAUCCAACUGUCGAAGAACGUCGCGCACGCAACUGGGAAACCGCCGCCAAUCUGCUCAAACUAGAUACUCUCUUUACAGACCGCGAUUCUUGGGAAAAUACAUUAUGUCUUUCCAUGCUCUAAUGCCGUUCUCCUAACAUAGCCUGGCGCUCGCAUUCCACAGCGUUUUAUUAUAUUUGUGAAUAAAGAUCAGCCAACCAUUCGAAAGGGGACCUGUACGAGUACAUAGUGUCUGAAUGCAUACAGACUCAAAGUGUUUUUG
Messenger RNA from Radiomyces spectabilis, 979 nucleotides. RefSeq lists its product as uncharacterized. Lineage: Eukaryota; Fungi; Mucoromycota; Mucoromycetes; Mucorales; Radiomycetaceae. Bases 133 to 840 code for a protein of 235 amino acids. The transcript is spliced from 4 exons. The record is from RefSeq and is a predicted model, not a curated record.